UCACGGACACCAGGCCUCUCUAGGUUUCACUGCUCCUCUCCACCAUGAUCAACACUUACCAGACCAGCCUGCCUGCACCACCGGUGCCUCCGCGCCUCAACCGUUCCCACCCGGUUUUCAUGCCAGCUCCACUUCCAUCACAAGGCAACAGCAAGACACUCAUCCGAUUUUUGGUUGGUGCUGUGCUGCUGCAUUUAUUGCUGUCUGUCGGGGGAUUCAUCUACCUGUACCACCUUCAUCAAAUGGACAAAUUUCACUCAGCUGAAGGAAAAGCUGCCUUUCUAUCAUCAGAAAAACAGAGAACUUCCUACAAACCCAUGGCACGCAUGAUAGUUCAGCAGAAAUCAGAACUGAAAUCCAUAUCGGGUUAUCUAGAGUGGGACAUACACCACUCAGAUCUUAGAGCCAUCAACUACUACCGCAACAGUUGGUUGACAAUUAUGGAGCCUGGUGACUACUAUGUCUUCUCUAGGGUGACCUUCUCAAAGGGCAACUCUGAGAUCCCACUGGUCAGUAUGGUCAAGAAGAGAGAGAAUGAGACAGGAGCUGAGAUGACUGUGAUGCAGGCCUUCUGCAGCCUGGAGACCCACAGUGGGCCUCGGUCGUGCACAGCCACACAGGGAGAAGUGAUCACACUGAAGAAAGGAAACCAGCUCAGUGUCUGGGUACAAGACCUUUCACUGGUGGACUACAAUGAAGGAGCCACAGCCUUUGGGAUGUACAGAAUUUAGGACUCCUAUACAAGCACUUGCCCGGACCUAAGCUGAAGAGUAGAAACUUUCUGUCAUGUUGAUGGAUUUGGAUUUAAAGCUACAAAGAAGACUUUUAAAUAGACUGCACUGUGUAUCAAACUGAUGAUUUCCUUUUUUAUGGAUUUCAGAGACUGCGUUCGUAAACUAUAAUUUAUUAAAUAAGAUUUACUUUGUGUAAUUUCUGUGGCAGUACUGUGAAUGGUUGUUCUGUAUUUAUUGAUGUAAAUGGGGUUGUAUGAAGGUGAAAUGAAGUUUUAAUACUUAAUCCAAAAUAUUUUUUUCUCCUUUUCUUAAUUUUUCCUCCAUCUACCCUAUUUUCUGAGUUAGUUAGAGGUAAGAGAGAGGGGGUGAACAAUCAGCAAUAAGGUACAAACUAAUGCAUUUUAACAGCAGUUUGUUGAAGACCACAAAAAUACUGAUAGUGAGUGAAAAACCUGAAUUUCGCAAUCUAGUUCAGUAUCUAAAGUUUCAAAAUUCUGGGGUAAUAGGAAACCACAGACCAAAGGUGCUUUUUCUCAAGAAGCUUAGCCACAACAAA
This is a messenger RNA of Scomber scombrus (Atlantic mackerel), 1290 nucleotides long. RefSeq names its product CD40 ligand (gene cd40lg). Lineage: Eukaryota; Metazoa; Chordata; Actinopteri; Scombriformes; Scombridae. Gene Ontology annotation, molecular function: tumor necrosis factor receptor binding. Gene Ontology annotation, biological process: immune response. The transcript has 4 exons. Bases 45 to 731 code for a protein of 228 amino acids. The record is from RefSeq and is a predicted model, not a curated record. Gene Ontology annotation, cellular component: membrane.